Styela clava is the source of this 1539-nucleotide messenger RNA. The record is from RefSeq and is a predicted model, not a curated record. NCBI's taxonomy places the organism in Eukaryota, Metazoa, Chordata, Ascidiacea, Stolidobranchia, Styelidae.
UUAUGAUUUACAUGUAUUACACUUACAGUAUAAAGUACAUUAAAGUGCAGUAGUUUCGAAUUCUUAAGUUUGUUUCAGAUUCAGAAAUUGGCCCACAAUGUCAAUUCAAAAGCGCAAGCAAACCGACUUUACGUUGAAGGAGAGGAAGGAGAUCAUUGAUGCCGCAAAAAAAAACGAAUCAGUCCAAGCUGGGCAAGGAAAUGAGCAAGAAAUGGGUCAUCGAAGUUAAGAGAACCACAGUGAGUGGAAUCUUCGGCAAGAAGGAUGCAAUCGAGACACCUAUCCAAGCUGGAGUUCCAUCAAAACGCAUGAAGCUGAAGCCGUCUCACCACUCAAAGCUUGAUGACGGGAUGCUCAUGUGGCUAAAACAAGCAAGAGGACAAAAUAUGUCUGUCGGCGGCGAUCUGAUAAAGGAGAAGUCUUUAAAACUGGCCGAACUGAUGCACAUUACAAACUUCAUGGAGAGCAACCCUUGGCUGGACAAUUUUAAAAAGCGCCACGGAAUCACGUUUCAAACAGUGCAGGGCGAAGCUGGAGCGGUGGAUUCGCAAGCAAAGGAUCACUCUUCUGGUGGGGGCAAAUAUAGCGGCAGUGAAAAGUUCCUCUUCUGGCGAUCGGCAGUUCCCAGAAACCUCGUGCCUUCAAGAAAAAAGGAAAUUCUCGUUAAGUACAAGACAAACUCGAAAGCAUGGAUGACGGCGAAGCUUUUCGAAGAGGUGUUACGUGAGUGGAACAGACGACUUGGCCAGCAGGGUCGCAGCAUGCUGCUCUGCCUUGAUACCUUUUCUGGCCAUCCAGAGAUCCAGCUGGAAAACAUUAAACUGGUCUUCUUCCCACCCAACACGAAAGCAAAUUCUCAACCAAUUGAUCAGGGAAUCAUAGAGGACCUCAAGCGCCACUACAAGAAGAUCCUGCUGCGUCGCCGACCUCGAGGCCAUGGACAUGGGAAAGGAGUUCGAGUUCACAUUGCUCGACGCUGCAUACCGUUUGCCGUGCUUGGGAGCAGGUCAGCGAGUCGACGAUCAGAAACUGCUUCGUGAUGACCAAGUUUAUCGAAGAGGAAAUCCAAUUUGAGCUUUAUGAUUUUCAUUCGCUUGAGAUCUGGGAAGCGCUGUCUUCCGAGGAAAAAAUGCAAGAGAACGAGCUGGUGGGUUUUUCACACUGGAUGAGAUUGCGGAGGAGAUGUUGCGCAGCGAGACUGGUGGGUUUUUCACACUGGAUGAGAUUGCGGAGGAGAUGUUGCGCAGCGAGGAGCCGCUUAAACGCGAAGAUGAUGAGAUAAGUGUUGAGGAGGAAAUCUUUUCGUUCGAGGAAGCCCAGCGGGCAUGAAACACUGUCCGGAAGUUCAUGCAGCAGGGAAGCGGGAAGCCCGGUGUGAUGCAAGCAUGCGAUCGGCUAUAGGGAUUUGUUCAAAUACAAUUGUUUUAAAACAAUUGUUUUAAAUCAAGUUUUUUUUGCAUGUUUUGUUCAAAAUUGCUGUACGAUUUGAUUUUUUUGUAUUGGAUAGAUUGAAGAAUAAUGGAUGUAAAAAGUUGCCAA